CAGCCAUUCAGUUGUAUUCGCGACGCCCUUGCGUUCGGACACGUUCCUGUGUGUGUGUUCGCGCGUUCUGGCGUUCUGAUUAUUGUGUCGUGUCGUGAAGAUUUGUGGACUUGAAAUACACACAUUUUCGCGGCUCUGUUCGUGACUGUUAAUCCAUAUACGUAUUGUUUUAUUAUUAUUAGUGUUUCAUUUUUUAUUCUACCUUGUCAGGCGCAUCUUCGAGGACAAGAUGAGCGGCGGCGCCAAGAUCACCAUCAGCCAGGAGGGCGAGCGGAAGGCCAUCAGCUGCAGCUACAGCCGCGACGGCCGCACCCCCGGCGUCUACUACCCCGCGGAGCCCCAGCGCCCCAAGCGGCAGCGGCAGCGCGCCCCGCAGCCCAACGGCACCGACAGGAGCGCCGGCGGCAGCACCUCCCGGAAGGACACGUGCUCUCGCCUGGCCGAGCGCGUGACUUCGGCCCUCCAGGCUCCCCUCGCCCGCGUCGGCCGCUACCUCGCCGCCCUCGCGCCCUCGUCCGCCUCCUCUGGCCAGGGCGCCUCGUCCUCCCGCGGCAACGCCCACAACAACAACACCGUCGACGCCUCCUCCAGGUCAGCCACCACGAAGAACAACACCAAAUCCUCCGGCAAGAUGUCCGGCGCCAAGAAGAACCCGCCGGCGCCCGCCCUCCACAAGGUGAUCAUGGUGGGCGCGGGCGGCGUCGGGAAGUCCGCCCUCACGCUGCAGUUCAUGUACGAUGAGGUUAGUGCCGGCGGGUCUGCGUCGACCAGCCCAGCUUUGCUCGGUCGCCUUGGCUUCGCAGACAUGUCGCUAGACCUACGAGACUCACUGUUCAGCGCCAUUUUCAAAGUCACUGUAGUUAGUUUGGGUGAUCCCCCAGCCAACUCUGGCGAUUGGCACUGUGGGUCCGAGUGCCGCGUCCACGGAGCCGUUCGGGGGACUACGAGCCCACCCAAAGCCGACAGUUACCGCAAGAAGGUCGUGCUCGACGGCGAGGAAGUGCAGAUCGACAUCCUCGACACGGCGGGCCAGGAGGACUACGCCGCCAUCAGGGAUAAUUACUUCAGUGAGGGGGCUUUCCGUUUGUUCUCCAUACAGAGGCGAUCCCUUCCCGCCACGGAGCUCUUCAGGGAGCAGAUCCUGCGCGUGAAGAACGACGACCACAUCCCGUUCCUGCUGGUGGGCAACAAGGCCGACCUGAACGAGCGCCGGAAAGUGAGAGAGGAGGACGCCAAGAACCGCGCCAGCCAGUGGGGGGUCCCCUAUGUUGAAACCUCGGCCAAAACGCGAGCCAAUGUUGAUAAGGCAUUCUACGACUUGACUCGCAUGAUAUCAGCCAGCAAGCAGCAGGCUGACAGCCCAGACGAGACAGAAAACAAACCUACCAAGUGCUGCUGCAUUUCAUAGUCCCCCACGACUAAACUAGCCAAUGCCUGUGAAUGAAACCAAUACAUGGAGAUUUUUUUUUAUCAUUCAUAGAUGUAGGAGGUGUUUAAUUUGUUUUGUAGGUGAUGACAAUAGCCCCCGGUGUAUGUGUGAAGGAUAUUAUACAAUGUGUAGGUGAAAGAAGAGAUGACUUUUUUAAUGUGCUAUUGAAACUAAACCCUUCAUUACUCUCAAAUGACAUAGGGUCUUCUCCCCACUCUGUCUCAGUCACUUGGAAUAUUUGUUUACAGUGUUUAAGAUGCCUCCUGUCUUGUCUUAAGGUUUCUUGUAUACUAGAGGGGCUCCAAGAUGAUCCUCUGGGUUGUUUUGCUUGAAAAUGAAUUUGUAAUGUAAGUUUUGCAGAUAGUGCAUCUGUCUGAUUCAUACUCAUUAGGUCAUUUUUCUUUCUUACUUUUUUGUUUGAAUUUUUUUCCUUCUUCCUUCAUUACUAUUUCUAGAAAUUUAAGUGCUUAUUAUUGAUAUAAGGGUAUAAAACUGAAGCCCGCUAAUCAGAUCCCAGUGAGUGCUCAUUGAAGUGAUCUACAGAAAAUAUGUAUUUAUGUGAUGUCGCCAAAAGACAAACCUUGAAGCUGUGAAAGGCGACUUUGUUACUGUCAUCAUCCUUGUAUGUUUUGCUGAAUGUUAAAGGUGAUUGUUAGGCAUCAUAGAUAUUUAUGAUGUGCUCAUUGUGAGUGAAUAAACAUUCAGUGUACUUUUUUUCUUUUAUGUCAACCAUUCCUAAAUAAUGAAGAUUUUUCUCAGAAAUAAGUAGGCAAAGGAAUAAGUAAAUGCCAUAAGGUUGAAUUGAUUUCUUAGAAGAUUUAGAGGGAACAUAGAAGAUUAUUUAAGAGGCUUGCUCUUCCUGCCUUACAAGUUUCAUAUUUAAAAACUGAGUAUUGGUUGUCACACUAUAGUUGAAUUAAGAGUAAAUGAAAACAAAGAGUCUAAUUAAUGAAUUUUAUACAAGGUGGGGUUAGGCCAGCCAUUCCAUUGUACUCAGAUCCUAACCCACACCUUCUAUACCAUUGCUUAGGUGAAUGCAAAGUAAAAAUAUGCUUGCAGAUGUAACAAGAUGUCAAUAUAUAUAUAUUUUUUUCUUCAUUGUAGAAGUCACCUCAUGGUGCUCUUUGGAAAGAGGUAACUUGACGGUUUUCUACCCCCCCCCCCCCCCCCCCCGGCAUUUCAACCACAUGACUUGUCAGCUGGAAGUUAAAGAUGGCAAGGUAAAGGAAAAUUUGAAAGGGAAAGGGAAAGCUUGUUUACUUUUUUUCAUUUUCCUGAUAGGUCUACCUCUGCAUUUUAGCCACACAGGCAAGGUGUGUGUGUGUGUGUGUGUGUGUGUACCAGACUGUGAAGUCCAAAAGCCAUAUAGAAAAAAAAAAAUUAAUUCCUUUAAAGAUUGCUGUUACAUACUCCACUGAUUUCAUACUCAUUGUGUACAACCUUAAUAACAACCAACGCAGCUGAUGUUUGUUUUAAUUUCAUUAAGUUUUUUUUCAGUCGCAGUACAGAUGACUAGAUAAUUAUGAAAGAUUAGGUAGCUUGCCAAGAACAAGUGGUGUCAUUGGAAGACAUUGCUCAUGCAUGAAGUCUUUGCUGCUUGGACUGUGUGGCAGUGCAGUGUAGAGGAGAAAUGAAGUGAUCUGAAAAGCAAAUAUGCCUUUAGCAAAUGUAAACAGCUUUCCUUGUGCCUUCAAUUUGGUUUCUUUUGUAAGUUUAGAAGAAAAGAUUUCUUUAUUUUUGUUUACUUAUUUACUUUAAAAUUGUUUUUAUAAUAUCAGAUCAGUUUUUAUUUUUAUGGAAAAUUAGACUGGAACAUUGUACAAAUUCACUUUUGCUGUAAUGCAAUAAAUUUAAAAGUAGACCAUCUUGUAUAAUAUCAUUAUUUUCAUUUGGAAGUAGAUUACAAAACAGAAAAAUAAACCUCCAAAAGUAAGUAAAUAUCUUUUAUGGGUUGUUUGUAUGUUUGUUUAACAGCCCUGCAGCAUUCCCUUACAAAUAUAUAUGUAUGUAUAUGUAUUUAUAUAUGUAUAUACAUAUAUGUAUAAAUGUUUUCUUCAGUAAUAUUCUAGUAGGUAUCGACUUCUUUCUUGCCUUGAUUGUAGUAAAGAAUAAUUGACAUAACAGAGGACAUUAAGGAACUUGAUUGGAAAUGAAAUAAACAAUUAUCUUGUCAUUUGCACUAUCAAGUCACAAUAUUGGUGUACUAAGGGCACAUGACUAUAUAUAUACACACACAUGUACUGUAUGUGUAUAUGUAUGCAUGUAUAAAGAUAUUUGUAUAUGUAUAUGUAUAUGCAUGCAUAUGUAUGUAUGUAUAUAUGACUAUAUUUAUGGAAAUUACCACAAAACUACCAGCUACAUUGAAUGCACAAAUUUCAGCUGCCACAACGAUAAUGUAUACCAGAUUUGCAGCUUAUUUAAGUUUUACAUAGUAGUUUUAAAGGAUUACUUUCCAAGUCCCUCAAGUUUUAGAUGGGCUCAUACACCAAUACAAAACUGGACAUGGUUUCAUAGGGGAGAAAAUGCUCAAAAGGUGAAUGGGAUGGAAUCUAGUCACGGAUUUCAAGCAACGGAGAGCGUUCAAAUUUUCAAACGAGAACUAGGCGAAAAGGAAAAACUGAAAGCAUUGUUCACUACCUUAUGCAAAAAAGUUACAUAAUUUGUAAGAGCAUUCCUGGCAAUGGUGAGCUUAUUGUGAAGGUUAAGCUUUUAUUUAUCCAUUUUAAUCACAGUUUGUACAUUGAUUAUGUAAUAUAUGUCUGAAAUAAAA
Messenger RNA from Penaeus monodon (black tiger shrimp), 4199 nucleotides. Its product is annotated as ras-related protein Rab-33B-like. The transcript has 7 exons. Gene Ontology annotation, cellular component: plasma membrane. The coding region runs from base 230 to 1408 and encodes 392 amino acids. Gene Ontology annotation, molecular function: GDP binding; GTP binding; GTPase activity. The record is from RefSeq and is a predicted model, not a curated record. Gene Ontology annotation, biological process: Ras protein signal transduction. NCBI's taxonomy places the organism in Eukaryota, Metazoa, Arthropoda, Malacostraca, Decapoda, Penaeidae.